Macroventuria anomochaeta is the source of this 999-nucleotide messenger RNA. Its product is annotated as lytic polysaccharide monooxygenase. The transcript has 2 exons. NCBI's taxonomy places the organism in Eukaryota, Fungi, Ascomycota, Dothideomycetes, Pleosporales, Didymellaceae. Bases 1 to 999 code for a protein of 332 amino acids. The record is from RefSeq and is a predicted model, not a curated record.
AUGUUCUCUAAGGCUAUCAUUGCUACCGCCCUCCUCGGCGCCGUCUCCGCUCACCAGAACUUCCACCAGUUCUGGAUCAAUGAUGAGACACCCGGUUACCAAGUCGGCAUCCGCAUGCCCCCCUCCAACAGCCCCGUCACCGACGUAAAGUCUGACGACAUAGCCUGCAACGUCGAUGGCUCCAAGGUUCCCUCCGGCGUCGAGACCGUCGAGGCCGCUGAGGGCGACUCUAUCAAGGUCCAGUGGGACUCCUCCGGCCACCCCGGCCCCAUCACCCACUUCCUGUACGGACCCGUCGACGACGCGUCCCAGGCUACGGGUAUCGGUGCCGGCUGGUUCAAGAUCGACGAGCAGGACCAGGUCGAUGGCAAGUGGGCCAACGAGAUCAUGCAGGCAGCCAACAUGACACACGAGUUCAAGCUGCCCACCGGUCUUGCUAGCGGAGAGUACCUCCUCCGUUCGGAGAUGCUUGCGCUUCACGGUGCUCAGACCGUUGGUGGUGCCCAGUUCUACAUUGGUUGCGCUCAGCUCAAGAUCACCGGCACCGGCAGCAAGGGCGCCUGCGGCCCCACCAUCUCGCUCCCCGGCGCCUACAAUGCCGAGGACGACGACAUCUACAUCCCCAACGUGUACAACGGCUUCGACGCGUCGACCUACACCGCCCCCGGUGGUCCUGUCGCUACCUGCGGUGGCUCUGGCAACUCUACCCCCGCUACCUCUGCUGCUUCUAACGGCACCGCUAUUGCUACCCCUACCGCCUCUGCCUCUGCAGUUCUCUCGGCUCCUGCUGCUACUUCUGCUGCCGCUGAGGAGACCCCUGUUGCGUCCAGCGCUGCUGCCUCUGUUCCUGCUGCUACCUCGGCUGCUGCCACAUCUGUCGCUGCUGAGACUCCCGUUGCCAGCGCGACUGCCUCUGCACCUGCCUCUUCUGGCAGUGCUCUGCCUGAGGAGUUCACCCUUGAGACCUUCAUUGCCUGGCUCAAGGAGCAGGCUGCUUAG